GGCGCACGAGAAAGAUGAGGGUUGGGACACAUGAGGCAAAAAAAGGACUGCGGUCCUGGGCCCAAGGCGAAGGAUGGAGGCCUGGGGAAAGAUGCAGAGCCUGAGUAGGAUCCGGAUCCGGAUGCGGUGGGCGACCACCCAGGCAGGGAGUGGGACACGGGCACCGCGAUGGUUCCCUAAAGGUGGGGAAUGGGCGGGAGCCGAGUCCCCCAGUGACGACUUGUUGCCUGUCUUCCCGGCCCCGCCCCGUGCCCCGCCCAAGGCCCCUGGUAGCCAGGGCCGCCCGCGCCCAGGGACUGGAGGGCCGGCCGUGGGCUGUCUUCCGAAGCUGGCGUCCUCGGCGCUUGUCCUCCGCCCUGCGGAGUCGCCUGACCCUCCGUCGCGGCCUGAUGAUGCCGCUGCAGCCGGCAUCAGGAUCUCUAGAUCAGCUUCCACCAUCCUGCAGGCUGGCAAAAAGUGUGGGUCCCGCGCCGUUUCGGUUCCCCGUGUUGUGGUGCUGCUGCAGUGGAGAGGUGACAGACCCGGACCCCUGAGCUCUCAGAACUCUGAGCCCACUGAGAGUUUGACGGCUUACAUUGAUGCAGUUAGAAGAAACAAAUAUCCAGAAGACAGGCCUCCUGAGAGCCAUGAUCCCUGUGGUUGCUACAACUGCACGAAGGCACAGAAGGAAAAGAAAUCUGAGAAUGAGUGGAAUCAGAGCCGCCAGGGUGAGGGGAGCCCCACUUAUACGGAGGAACAGCUGCUUGGGGUGCAGAGGAUCAAAAAGUGCAGAAGUUACUAUGAAAUUCUGGGAGUUCCUCGGAAUGCCAGUGACGAAGAGCUUAAGAAAGCUUAUAGGAAACUUGCUCUGAAGUUUCACCCUGAUAAGAAUUGUGCUCCUGGAGCAACAGAGGCUUUCAAAGCCAUAGGAAACGCCUUUGCAGUCCUGAGCAAUCCUGACAAGAGACUUCGCUAUGAUGAAUACGGAGAUGAGCAGGUUACUUUCACUGCCCCUCAAGCCAGAUCUUAUGAUUAUUACAGAGACUUUGAAGCUGAUAUCACUCCCGAAGAGCUAUUCAACGUCUUCUUUGGAGGACAUUUCCCUACAGGAAAUAUUCAUAUGUUUUCAAAUGUGACAGAUGACACACAAUAUUAUCGCAGGCGGCACCGACACGAGAGAACACAGGCACAGAAGGAAGAAGAAGAAGAAGAGAAACCUCAGACUACAUAUUCUGCAUUUGUUCAAUUACUCCCUGUCCUUGUGAUUGUGAUUAUAUCCGUUAUUACUCAGCUGCUGGCUGCAAAUCCCUCAUAUAGUCUGUUCUAUAAAGCGUCCUUGGGUCAUACCAUUUCUAGAGAAACCCAAAACCUGCAGGUGCCUUACUUUGUGGAUAAGAACUUUGACAAGGCCUACAGAGGAGCUUCUCUGCGAGACCUGGAGAAGACAAUAGAGAAAGAUUACAUCGAUUACAUCCAGACAAACUGCUGGAAGGAGAAACAACAAAAGUCGGAGCUGACAAACUUGGCAGGAUUAUAUAGAGAUGAACGUCUGAAACAAAAAGCAGAGUCACUGAAACUUGAAAACUGUGAAAAACUUUCCAAACUUAUCGGCCUGCGCAGAGGGGGCUGAGACCACCAUGUGCUUAGGCAGGGUUGGGGUUUUGUUACUUGUUACUAUUUAUGUUCCUAAUACCAUUUUAUAAUAUAAAAUUAGGAAACAGUGAACAGUUUA
Messenger RNA from Ochotona princeps (American pika), 1711 nucleotides. RefSeq names its product DnaJ heat shock protein family (Hsp40) member C18 (gene DNAJC18). NCBI's taxonomy places the organism in Eukaryota, Metazoa, Chordata, Mammalia, Lagomorpha, Ochotonidae. The record is from RefSeq and is a predicted model, not a curated record. The transcript is spliced from 8 exons. Gene Ontology annotation, biological process: cellular response to misfolded protein. The coding region runs from base 74 to 1609 and encodes 511 amino acids. Gene Ontology annotation, cellular component: endoplasmic reticulum membrane. Gene Ontology annotation, molecular function: Hsp70 protein binding.